AUGGCUCUGCUCCUGCGCGCACGUCGGGCCACGGGCGCUGCAUCCAUCCAUCCAUCCAUAUACGUCAGGACGUCAAAAUAUGCACGCCCGCCGUGGCGCGUGAAACCCAGUGCCGACGGCAGCGAACGCUCCCUCUCGCGCCCACGCGCGGCCAAGGUGCUCCCGGGCAACGAGGGCCUCGGCCAGGCGGGCAGAGGGCAGAUGCCUGUCCCCAUGGCCUCCCUGUCCCUACGGCAUAGUACACCCACUACCACUACCACACACCAAUACGGUGCUGGUGCUCGCGUACCCACAUGGCCCUCAUUAGCCUGCGACGUGGACCUCAUGGCACUGCUCCAGUCGGCCGCGCUGCGGGUCGUCGAUGUCGACUAA
This is a messenger RNA of Exserohilum turcica Et28A, 372 nucleotides long. RefSeq lists its product as uncharacterized. The coding region runs from base 1 to 372 and encodes 123 amino acids. NCBI's taxonomy places the organism in Eukaryota, Fungi, Ascomycota, Dothideomycetes, Pleosporales, Pleosporaceae. The record is from RefSeq and is a predicted model, not a curated record. The transcript has a single exon.